AAACGAUUCCGUAAUAAAAAUUGCCGGCAUUUACGAAUAAAAAAUAAUUAAAAUGCCUGCGAAAUACAAGAUUGUUAUGAUUCGCCAUGGCGAAAGUGAAUGGAACCAGAAGAAUUUAUUCUGUGGUUGGUACGACGCCGAUCUCAGCGACAAAGGUCGUGAGGAAGCUGUGGCUGCCGGCAAAGCGUUAAAAGCUGAAGGAUACGAAUUUGACAUCGCCCACACAUCAGUUUUGAAGCGAGCUCAAGUCACACUAAACAGUAUUCUGACGGAGUUGGGUCAAACCAACAUACCAAUUGAGAAGACUUGGCGUUUAAACGAGAGGCACUACGGUGGUCUAACUGGCUUGAACAAGGCCGAGACUGCAGCCAAAUAUGGAGAAGCUCAGGUGCAAAUCUGGCGCCGCAGUUUUGAUGUACCUCCCCCAGCAAUGGAGAAAGACCAUCCUUAUUAUGAGACUAUCGUAAAGGACCCUCGUUAUGCCAACGACCCCAAACCUGAAGAAUUUCCCAUGUUCGAAAGUUUGAAGCUCACCAUCGAGAGGACUCUGCCUUAUUGGAAUGAUGUUAUUGUGCCACAGAUCAAAGAGGGCAAGAGGAUAAUCAUCGCCGCUCACGGGAACAGUCUCAGGGGCAUUGUCAAGCAUUUGGAUGAUCUCAGUGAGGCCGCAAUUAUGGGACUGAACCUUCCCACUGGUAUCCCAUUUGUGUACGAGUUGGACGAAAACAUGAAACCAGUAGACUCCAUGGUAUUCCUUGGCGAUGAGGAGACCGUGAAAAAGGCCAUGGAGGCAGUAGCUGCUCAGGGCAAAGCUAAGUAGACUAAUAAGUAUUCUACAUUGUUACAAUGUAUAAGUUAAUAUUAUAUUAUAAAUUAAAAUAUUUCUUUUGCAAUAUUUAUUUUGUUGAAUAUCAUGGCUCAGUUGGAAGAGCGGUAGCCCUGGUUUGGCAAAUAGUCGCUGGCUCGAGGCCAGCCGGAUCGAAGGAAUUUUUCUUUGUUUAUUCGAUCUUUGCAUCAAUAAUAUGGAUACUUCUUUUGCAUUACAAGGUAUAACAUGUAGUGAAAAGAGACAAAACACGAAUAAUUAAACAUAAGUAAAUUGGUCACAGA
This is a messenger RNA of Hyposmocoma kahamanoa, 1110 nucleotides long. RefSeq names its product phosphoglycerate mutase 1 (gene Pglym). The transcript has 5 exons. The coding region runs from base 53 to 820 and encodes 255 amino acids. Gene Ontology annotation, biological process: glycolytic process. The record is from RefSeq and is a predicted model, not a curated record. Gene Ontology annotation, molecular function: intramolecular phosphotransferase activity. Lineage: Eukaryota; Metazoa; Arthropoda; Insecta; Lepidoptera; Cosmopterigidae.